AUGUCUGAGAAGUCUGAGGAGGUUAUAUUCGAGAAACCUCCAAACAAAUAUUAUGUCGGAAGGAGUUUGAUCGCUUUUUGGAUUUUCGGCAUUUGCAAUAACUUUGGUUAUGUGGUUAUGCUGAGCGCUGCACAAGAUAUUCUACGAGUUGAUGAGAGCAAAAAUGGGAAUUUAACAAAAAAGGAGGAAAUUUGCAUGCCCGAUAUGUCACAGCGAGUAUGCACGGAACAAUCAGCCGGUCUUGUUCUAAUGAUGAACAUUUUGCCAAUAACAAGAAGCACAAUUGUGAUCGUUUUUCAAGUGUUUUCCUUGUUGAUAACCGCUUUUGCUACAAAUGUGCCGAUGGCUUUAACUGGAGUGGCAAUGGCGUCGGUUGGUUGUGGCUUUGGUGAGAUCAUGUAUUUAGCGCUAGCGGCACACUAUUCAGCAAAUGUGUUGACCUCGUGGUCCUCUGGGACGGGAAUGGCCGGCAUUCUGGGAGCUGCACUGUAUGCAGCGAUGACCGAUCCGCGAAUGCUCGCGCUUACUCCACGAACCGCUCUCCUUUUAAUGCUAGUCGGGCCAACUGUUUUUGCAGUCACCUAUUGCCUUUUAUUGGCCCGAGCACCGACCGUUAAGAAAACCGUUUUCCACCGACCAUCAACUUGGAUCGAGUGGAAAGUGAAAAUUAUCGAAAAUGGACAAAUAGACAAUGCCGCCUCCACCGACAGUCAACAAUCAAAUGGACCAACAAGUGUUCGCGAGAAAUUGAGCGUCUCAAUGGGCUUAUUGAAAUACAUGAUCCCGUUGGGAACGGUCUACUUUGCGCAAUAUUUCAUCAAUCAAGGAUUGGCUGAAUUAAUCAUCUUUGAUUGCACUCAGGGAUUGCAUUCUUCGCCUGACUCACAGUAUAAGUGGUAUCAAGUUCUCUACCAGAUUGGGGUUUUCAUUUCCCGAUCGAUGGUCGGCUUAAUCUCGUUGCCUUUCUGGGUGAUCGUUGCCGUUUUGCCGAUCUCGCAAAUGUCAAUCAUGAGCUCACUUCUGCUCGAGUCCCUUUCCCCAUACCUUCCACACAUUCUCGUUGUCUAUGGAAUCAUUCUAUUAGAGGGACUCGUCGGUGGAUCCGCCUACGCGAACACUGUUCGACAUGUUCACAAAAAUGUUUCAACAUCAGUGAAAGAAUUCGCUCUUUUAAUUGUGACUGCAGCAGACACUGUCGGCAUUCUCAUUGCUGCUAUUCUCUCGAUUCCCACUCAUAAUUACAUUUGUCAUUUACCGUAUUAUGAUUGGUUU
Molecule: messenger RNA, 1272 nt
Organism: Mesorhabditis belari
Lineage: Eukaryota; Metazoa; Nematoda; Chromadorea; Rhabditida; Rhabditidae
Source: the annotation of a GenBank genome assembly